Molecule: messenger RNA, 1017 nt
Organism: Miscanthus lutarioriparius
Lineage: Eukaryota; Viridiplantae; Streptophyta; Magnoliopsida; Poales; Poaceae
Source: the annotation of a GenBank genome assembly
AUGGGCGAGGAGAAGAAGAAGCUGUCGAUCUCCAUCGUGUGCAAGCGCCGGCCUCAGAAGACCUCCUCCCUCUUUGCUGCCAUCGACGAUGCCCCCUGCUCCGCGCCAGCUCCCGCCCGGCAGUACGUCGCCGAGUUCGACCCAUCCCAAACACUAACCCCGGCGGUGGCGCCUGUCGUCAUUGCGCCGCUCCCCAACUCGGGCAUUUUCGGCCGUCGCAAGCCAUCCCCACUCCUCUCCGCCCGUUCCACUGCCGCCGCCGGCCUCGCCGCCUUCGUCCUCGACACCUCCGCCGCUGACCCCUCCUCCAGCACCCAUUACGGCCUCACCCGCCGCGACGCGGCCGAUGCUUCCGACCGUGGCAUGGACGAAUUCCGCGACAUGCCCGUGGAGGGAUUUUGCGCCGCAAUCCUUGCUGGCUACGGCCUGAUUGUAACAAAGGGGGAGGAUACCAAGGUCGCCCGUCGUGGUGCAAGGCACGGGCUUGGCUACAACCCCUCUGAGCCCGACAAGGAUUGCAAGAGGUCCGGUAGAAAAAGGUCUAGAACAGAGGAGGAUUGCCAGGAGAACGAUAGCGAUGCCCGGCGCAAGAGGCCUUGUGGUGAGAAAAGGUCUAGAACGGAAGCUUGCGAGGAGCUGAGAGACGGCCGGGGCAGCAGCAGGGUGCGGUGGGUACAGAGCCACAUCAGGGUCCGGGUUGCCAGCGAGAAGCUGGGCAAACGGCUGUACUUGACAAAGGGGAAGGUUGUCGACGUGGUGUCGCCGACGACGUGCGACGUCGUGAUGGAUGAUGGUUUGAGGCUCGAGCAGGGCGUGGAGCAGGGUAUGCUUGAGACAGUGUUGCCGCCGACGAAUGGCCUGGUGCUCGUGCUCUACGGGGAACACAGGGGCGUGCGUGGGCGACUGGUCGAGAAGAACGCCGAGGAGGAGGUUGGAUUGGUGGAGGAUCUGGAUACCAAGGGUAUGAUACGUGUUGGAUACGACCAGAUGGCAGAAUUCACGGGCGAUUUGGAGUAG